AGCAGUUCCCCUGCGCUCUCUCUCCCUCCUGCAGGCUGCGCUUAUACACACACACACUCCUAAACCAAUAGGAUUCUGGACACACAUUCACAUACUCCAUACCUACAGAUACACACACACAUGCAAACACACACUAGUUUAGACGUGCUUGCACUCGCUGGAGUUUAUAUCAGAGGCAGUUGGAGACACUUUCACUUUACACUUAUUUCUCCUUUCCAAAUCUCAAGCAGAAAAAAAUGAGGACAACUGUGCUUUGCGUCUGUGCCAGCCUCCUGCUCACGGCAACCCUGGUGCCGCGCAUCAGCCAGGCAGCGGACCUCCCCGUCAACUCACACCAGAGAUGGGACGCGAAAGGACCUUUCACUUUGGGAUCUGAAUCCGGCACCCCCACCUCCUGCCCCAUGAAGCUGAGACCCUCCGGCCAGUGUGGGAGCUCCGGAGCCGGGGCAGAGGAGGGCGAGGACUGCCCAUACCAGCUCACCUUGCCCCCUCUCACCAUCCAGCUGCCCAAGCAGUUCAGGCUGCUGGAGAAGACAAUGAAGGAGCUGCAGAGCUUGAAGGAGGUGGUGAACAAGCUGAAGAGCGGGUGCCAGGAGUGCCGCGGAGCACGGGGCAGCGGGGCAGCGGGACAGCAGGCUGACCAAGGGAAGAAGGAUGCUGGGGGAGAAGUGAGACUGGACCUGACGGGACAGGAGGUGUUAGGUGGGUCGAGUCAAGAGGAGAGGGGAGAUGGGAUGGUGCCUGGAGCUACUGUGGAUGGUGCUGGACUGGGACAAGGUUCUGCUUUUUGGAAAAUUACACCAAGCCCGAGCUCAAUGCAGGAGAUGCAGGUGAAGCUGAACAGGAUGUCGGCCAGCCUGCGCAACGCCCGGAGCCAGAUCUCGGCCCUGCAGGGUCGUAUGGAGGGAAUCAACCUGCUCAACAUGGACAACGUGAAGGCGAUGGUGGACGGACAGGUGCAGAACAUCACUGGGGUGAUCGACAAGCUCAGCUCCACCUGCACCACCGGGUGUCCUUCGCAUAAUAGCCCUUCAUUCAUCUUAGCCCCUCGGGACUGUUCAGACUACAACAUUCUGGAGACGAGGAAGAACGCUGUGUAUCGCGUGACCCCUGAUCCCCGCAACGGGACGUUUGACGUGUACUGCGACAUGGAGUCCUACGGAGGUGGAUGGACUGUGAUCCAGCAACGGCUCAAUGGGUCUGUGAGCUUCAACCGCACCUGGGCCGAGUACAAGAAGGGCUUCGGCAACCUCAGAGGUGAGUUCUGGUUGGGCAAUGACUACAUGCACUUGCUGACGAAAGCCAAAGAUAUGAUUUUGCGUAUUGAGCUGGAAGACUUUGAGGGUGUGCGGGAAUACGCAAAGUUCGACCAGUUCUACGUGGCCAAUGAGUUCCUCCGCUACCGGCUGUCAAUCAGUGGCUACAGUGGGACUGCUGGAAACGCCAUCAGCUUAAACAAGCACUUCAACCACGACCAGAAGUUCUUCUCCACGCCCGACCGUGACAACGACAUGUACCCCUCCGGGAACUGCGGCGCCUACUACAGCUCUGGCUGGUGGUUCGACGCCUGCAUGUCCGCCAACCUCAACGGGAAGUACUACCACAAGCGGUACAAAGGGGUGAGGAACGGGAUCUUCUGGGGGACGUGGCACAACAUGUCGACGGAGUACUACCCCACCAACUACAGGCAGGCCUUCAAAACCGUCAAGAUGAUGAUACGGCCAAAGAACUACGCUCCUUAAGAGGACCAGGUAACAAGUGUUUUCACGCAGACGGACAGACACCAAGAAAAUGGACGAACAAGUAGACUCAUACACAUGCGCAUAGUCCUGCAUUGGCACACAUUUACACACGCACACUUGUACACUGAAAAAAAGACUAUAAGCGCUAUAACCCUAUAGAAGUUUGAAUGCAGUUAUAAGAAAACUAAUUGUGGAAAAAAAUGUUUAAUGUGCCAUUACUUAUUUUCCACUAGAGUAUGUGUGUGGCCUUGAACAAAAGUCUGGAUUAAAAUCAUAAUAAUAAAAGGAAAAUGGACUAUUAACGAUAAUGGAAUAAUAAAAAAACCACACAGUGUAAAGGGCAGCCUCCUACAGGGGCUGUAAUAUUACACGGAGGGUUAACGUGAGAGAUUUUUCACCUUUUUUCUCUGACAUUUCCAGGUUCUGUUGUGCCGCCUCCCCCAGCUAUAAAAACCCCGGCCCGGACACAGGGCAGCACACAGUCAUAGUAAAAACUAAUGAGCUAUCAUUUUUUCUCCACUCCAAAUGGUUUCAUAAUUAACAGCAGCCACUCGAGUGAGGUAUACGAGGGCUGAUGAUACAGUUUUGAGUGGCUCGGAAAUUAUUCAUGCUGGGGUCAGAGCCAAACUGUUAAAAAUAAAAGAAAAACACCAGCAGUGAAGAAGUUAAUAGCUUCUGUGCCGUUUAUUUAAUUACACUGGGACACUUCUCUAAUGUAUCGCCAUUCAAUUCACUAUAAAGCAUCCCAGUAUAAAAAUGUAGCCUCAGAUCAAUUUCUAGUGGGUCAUUCCCAAGUACGUUCUGCAUGAUGGAUGUUUAAAUAAACUGUGCUCGACAACAGCCACGGAGCAGGACACUGCCGGGAUGUUUAACUGUUUUUCCACCCAUUGCUCUGGGUGCAUUGAACUACUGCACAUCUCUUGAUGCCAUUCACCAGUUUUCAUCUAUUAAAAAAAGAAAAGACAAAAAAAAAAUUCCUCCCUAAAUCACCACUUGUACAAUACUGCUGCCUAGUGUUAGAAAAGUGUAAAGCAUCAUUUAAUCAAUUUUAUAUACACUGUGAAUAGGGGGGAAGGAUGUUGGGGGGAAAGAAGAGAUGUUUAAGGAUAUGUACAGUAUUUAUUUUAUUUUGUGAGGUUAUGAUAGCUUUUAUAAUAUAGGUCAUAAAGUCUAAUGAAUGUUGACAUUGGAGCAGUGAUGAAGACUGUGCAUUGUUUUGACCAUUCAUCAUCGUAAAUAACGUGUGUAUUUGGAGCUUUGUUUUUGUACAAAUUUGAUCUUUUCUAUCAUUCAUAUUCAACCGUCAUGCCAAAAAAAAAUAUGCACUUUUUAUAUCCAAAACAUGAAUAAAGUCACACCUUCCAGGUUGUGUACAUUUGCAGUUUUAAAUAACAAUGACGCCUAUUGCCUACUUUCAAAGCAUCUCCUGUAUUGAAAUCACCUUUCAAUAAACGUAUACAAACGUGAAUACAAGUUUAGCAUGAGGAGAAACUUUGGAGUGUCUGGCUUCUUGUAUCCAGGACGAAUAAAAGCUGCCUGUGACUAUGGAGGGACGAGGUGCUGCAUGCACAUCACAAAUGGGUCAACGAGGUCAAAAGAAUGAGUUCAUACUAGCUUCACAUAAGAUACAAAUGUGGGCUGGUUCAGUUAAUGUCUGUACACUGUAUGUGAUGAUCAAUUUAAUAAAAAAGUGCUCAAUUCCCGCAA
Messenger RNA from Limanda limanda (common dab), 3449 nucleotides. It is a transcript of the gene fgl2a, whose product is annotated as fibrinogen-like 2a. Bases 237 to 1742 code for a protein of 501 amino acids. The transcript has 5 exons. The record is from RefSeq and is a predicted model, not a curated record. NCBI's taxonomy places the organism in Eukaryota, Metazoa, Chordata, Actinopteri, Pleuronectiformes, Pleuronectidae.